AUGGAAUCGGUUGUAGCCACAGUCAGUGGAUACCACGGAUCCGAGCGGUUCAAGCUCAUCAAACUGAUAUCUCAUACUGGCGCAAGCUAUGUCGGUGCUAUGAAUCAAUCCACGACACAUUUGGUUUGUUGGAAAUUUAACGGGAGGAAAUACGAGCUUGCGAGGAAGUUCAAGAUGGUUAUAGUUAACCAUCGAUGGGUUGAAGAUUGUAUAAAAGAAGGAAGACGUGUACCAGAGUAUCCAUAUCUUUCCCGAUGCGGGCAGGAAGUUGGGCCCUUACUGUUGGAUAUUCCACUUGUUGCUGCUAAAGCAAGCUUUUGCAUCGGCAAUCCAAUGUAUGCGUCAAGUUUAAAGAACCUGUGA
This is a messenger RNA of Ilex paraguariensis (yerba mate), 363 nucleotides long. The record is from the annotation of a GenBank genome assembly. Lineage: Eukaryota; Viridiplantae; Streptophyta; Magnoliopsida; Aquifoliales; Aquifoliaceae.